AUGAUUCUAGCCGGGCAUGCCAAUUUCCAGACCCCUGAGACCCCUGGGGUUAUUCAGUAUUUGACCAAAGCAAGGGAAGAGUUCGACGACAGAUGGUCUAAAAACCCGAAGAGCGAUGUCACCCUAGAUGACUUUGACAUUAAGCGGACACUAGGCAGUGGAUCUUUUGGAAGGGUGGUGCUAGCACAAUACAAGCACAGCAAGAAGGACAAAUUUGUAGCCAUCAAAAUACUCGACAAAGAUCAGAUUAUGAAACAGAAGCAAGUAUCUCACACUGUAGGGGAGAAGAAGAUUUUGAGCUGCUGUCAGUUUCCCUUUCUCGUCAAACAGUACUUUGCUUUCAAGGAUAACAGCUAUCUUUACAUAGCUCUGGAAUUCGUAUCAGGUGGAGAGUUAUUCACCCAUCUUAGAAACGCAAAGAGAUUUGGAGAAUCGCGAACUCGUUUUUACGGAUCUCAAGUCGUACUUGCUUUUGAGUAUUUGCACUUCAUGAACCUGAUUCAUCGGGAUUUGAAACCAGAGAAUCUUCUGAUAGACCACAGAGGGUAUGUAAAGCUGACUGAUUUUGGCUUUUGCAAACGACUUGAUGGCCGUGCCUGGACUCUGUGCGGGACUCCGCAGUAUUUAGCACCUGAAAUUAUUUUGAGCAAGGGCUAUUCGAAAGCUGUUGACUGGUGGACUUUUGGAGUGCUGAUGUUCGAGAUGGCAGCUGGCUACUGUCCUUUCCACGCCAAGAAACACAUUAAACUCUACGAGAAAAUAGUGGCGGGGGAGGUCGAAUUUCCCGAACAUUUUUCUCCCCAGCUGAAAGACAUCGUCCGUUGCCUUCUCCAAGUGGAUGUGACGAGACGCUACGGAGCCCUAAGAAACGGGACACAGGAUGUGAAGAAUCACAAGUUCUUUGCUUCCGUCGACUACAUCGCCACUUACCAGCGAAAAAUGGAGCCACCAUUUGUGCCUGACAGCGGCGGCGACGAAGGAGAUGCGAACAACUUCGACGAGCAGAAGGAAAAAUCUUUAGACAUUGCCUCCAAGUGCAAAUAUGAAGAAGAAUUUAUCGAUUUUUAA
This is a messenger RNA of Symsagittifera roscoffensis, 1068 nucleotides long. Its product is annotated as cAMP-dependent protein kinase catalytic subunit 1-like. Gene Ontology annotation, cellular component: nucleus. The transcript is spliced from 8 exons. The record is from RefSeq and is a predicted model, not a curated record. Bases 1 to 1068 code for a protein of 355 amino acids. Lineage: Eukaryota; Metazoa; Xenacoelomorpha; Acoela; Convolutidae. Gene Ontology annotation, biological process: protein phosphorylation. Gene Ontology annotation, molecular function: protein serine/threonine kinase activity; ATP binding.